Messenger RNA from Batrachochytrium dendrobatidis JAM81, 342 nucleotides. RefSeq lists its product as uncharacterized. The transcript has a single exon. The record is from RefSeq and is a predicted model, not a curated record. The coding region runs from base 1 to 342 and encodes 113 amino acids. Gene Ontology annotation, biological process: protein folding in endoplasmic reticulum; autophagosome assembly. NCBI's taxonomy places the organism in Eukaryota, Fungi, Chytridiomycota, Chytridiomycetes, Rhizophydiales. Gene Ontology annotation, cellular component: membrane; endoplasmic reticulum; EMC complex.
AUGGCUCAGCAAGGUCAACCAGAAGUUCAGCAAGUCCCCAACAUGUCAAUCGAGACUGUCCAAUACAAUUUUAAAGUGAUUGACCAUACUCGUUCAUCACUUGCUCUAUUUUCUGGUGCUGCAGCAGGCAUUCUUGGUCUACAGGGUCUCUAUGGCUUUCUCUUUUAUCUUGCAGUAUCUCUAUUCAUGUCAUUGCUACAUUUCUUUUACUCUACUGGUAUGAAGCCCGAGGUGUAUUUGCCGACUGGAUUGCAAGUGUGGACUCAGAGUGUAUACGCCAACCUGUCAUCAUACGUGCUGUUCUGGACGUUGUUUUAUGGGCUAAUCCAUGUGUAUGAAUGA